GUGUUAAAAACUUUAACUUGGAGCUAUAUAUGAUACAGUUUCACCCGUUUAAUGAACUACAUCCCCCUCCCCGACUUUCCUCCUCCUCCCCUCUCGUGAAGCGCCACGGGCAGGCGCAUGGAUUUAUGGGUUAUUGAGUACUAAGGACAUAACCAUAGUCCUUUGUCUCCACUACAGAAUAUGCUCAUUUGAACUACAAAACCCAAAACAGCAUGGGCAGUUCGACGCCGUAGAGAGUUGGUUAUCCGGGGAUAUCGCUCUGCUGCUCUGGCUCUCCUGUCUAUUUUACCCUCUCCCUCUUCCUGCGGAUUGGCAUAGCACAGUAGAAAAAAGCAAAACAAAACAUUACAGGCAAAAAAUGGCGGAGCUCGGAGCGGGGAGCCUGCAAGUAGGGGACCCAGCAUUGAAUUACCAGGAGCGCGAGCUCAACGAGCGAUUGAAGCGACUCUACCCGGCCGUGAAUGAGGAAGAGACCCCUUUACCCCGAUCGUGGAGCCCCAAGGAUAAAUACAGCUACAUCGGGCUGUCCCAGAACAACCUGCGGGUGCAUUACAAAGGUCAUGGGAAGAACCACAAGGACGCCGCAUCGGUGCGAGCCACACACCCCAUACCAGCUGCUUGUGGGAUCUAUUACUUCGAAGUGAAGAUCGUCAGCAAGGGCAGAGACGGGUACAUGGGAAUUGGCUUGUCUGCUCAGGGUGUCAACAUGAACAGGCUGCCUGGCUGGGACAAGCACUCUUAUGGUUACCACGGCGACGACGGCCACUCCUUCUGCUCCUCAGGAACUGGCCAGCCGUACGGCCCCACGUUCACAACGGGCGAUGUGAUUGGCUGCUGUGUAAACCUCAUUAACAACACCUGCUUUUACACCAAGAACGGCCACAGUCUAGGGGUAGCCUUUACAGACCUUCCCCCGAACCUGUACCCCACAGUGGGUCUUCAGACUCCAGGGGAGAUUGUGGAUGCAAAUUUUGGCCAGCAGCCCUUUGUCUUCGACAUUGAGGACUACAUGAGUGAGUGGCGGGCCAAGAUCCACGGCAUGAUCGCCCGCUUCCCCAUCGGGGAGAGGCUGGGCGAGUGGCAGGCCGUUCUGCAGAGCAUGGUGUCUAGCUACCUGGUGCAUCAUGGGUACUGUGCCACAGCAAUGGCUUUCGCCCGGGCCACGGAGACCAAGAUCCAGGAGGAUCAGAGCUCAAUAAAGAAUAGACAGAGAAUACAGAAGUUGGUGUUAGCGGGCCGGGUGGGGGAAGCCAUUGACGCCACGCAGCAGCUCUAUCCUGGCCUCCUAGAACACAACCCCAAUUUACUCUUCAUGUUGAAGUGUCGGCAGUUUGUGGAGAUGGUGAAUGGUACAGACAGCGAGGUGCGCUGCUUCAGCACUCGCUCCCCCAAAUCCCAGGACAGCUACCCCGGCUCACCCAGCCUCAGCCCCAGGCACGGAGCCACAAACCCCCACCUGCACAGCACAGCCACAGACAGCCCUACGUGCAGCAACGGUGUCACCAGCAAGAACAAGAGCCACAGCAAGUACCCCGGUAUCAGCUCCAGCUCCUCCUCAUCUCCAUCAUCCCCCUCCUCCAUCGUCUAUUCUGAGUCCAACUCCACAGACUCCACCAAGUCCCAGCCACACAGCAGUGCCAGCAACCAGGAGACCAGUGACAGUGAGAUGGAGAUCGAGGCAGAGCACUACACCAACGGUGUGGCAGACAGCUCAUCGGCCCGCAUCAUGAACGGCACAUACAAACACGAAGAGAUCCUUCAGACGGACAACCACAGCCUAGGCAAUGGUCUCCCAGCAGACGAGAGCGACCAACCCAGGCAGCUGUGUGGUGGCAACCAGGCAGCCACGGAGCGCAUGAUCCAGUUUGGCCGCGAGCUGCAGGCACUCAGUGAGCAGCUCUGCCGCGAGUACGGAAAGAACCCCACGCACAAGAAGAUGCUGCAGGAUGCCUUCAGUCUGCUGGCCUACGCUGAUCCCUGGAACUGCCCAGUGGGGCAACAGCUGGACCCCAUGCAGAGGGAGUCCGUGUGCUCCGCCCUCAACAGCGCCAUUCUUGAGUUGCAGAACCUGCCAAGGCAGCCUCCCCUGAUGCUGGCCCUGGGCCAGGCCCACGAGUGCGUCCAGCUCAUGGCACGGGUUCGAGCUGGGUCGUGCUCCUUCGCCAGACUCGAGAGCUUUUUGCACUAGCCUCGGCCACAGUACUGCACAGGACAGCUACAACAGGGGACAUCCACCUGGUGGUCAUGGUGACAUAGGAGAGCAUGAAUUUGGAUUGAUGUGCCGUUUGACGAUUGCUGAAUACACCAGGGGAGGGGGCUGGAUUUAUAUUACAAGAACAGAAAGGCUUCUUUUUUUUUUUUAAUUUAGUAUUAUCAAAUACAGAUUGUGUGACACUAUUUAAAGAUUAUUAUUAUUCUGUUCAUCUAGUCAUUUUUUUAGUUUUUAUUUUGUCAUUUUGUCAUUGUGCUCAUCUUGGAAAUAUCUAGUUCCUUUUGUUUUUAAGGGUUGGAAUUAAAUUCCUUGCAUAAUAUUUUAAAAUCGUGUAUGCCAUAUUAAUUAUAUUGAUAAGGUAAAUACAUCAGCGUAAGUAAGUUCCUUGGUUUCUCUCACCCAGAACUCAGGUACACACAACACAUAUUUCAUUUUGGCAUGGAAUGUUACAGGAGUUCACUUAGUUCUACCAGCAGUACCGUGAUUCGUGGUGUGUCCAUGCUUGUAUGAUUCAAACUGUUGGAUUAUUCGUUUUUUUUUUUUUUUAAUUAUGUUUUUUAUCUUCCACAUGUUUUGGAUUAUAAUGAGAAAAGCAGAAGGUCGUGGCGUUGUGCUUGAAGACCAUGCCCCACUGCUGCUCUAGCUGAAUUAGUAACAGAAGAAGCUGAAGUGACUUCUGUCGCAUUGCAUGGCUGCACGUUCACACGCUGUCAGCUCCGUGGUGACAUCCGUGCUGGGGGGGUUGCGGGCCUUCCCGCGGCAUUGCUCCGCUUUGGUUUUCCUUCCAUUUGAUAAGUCAAAAAUUACAUCAUGCUUUUAAGCAUGAUUUCAUUAUUGCUUCCUGGUUGAGCAUUUGGUUGGGUUUCGAGGUGUGACAGGAUUGUCCAGUUUUACUUUUGGCCAGAAUCAAGGAAAUAAUUCCAGCCAGAGCAAAUGUUGUCACUGACUGUGUUUAAACUGGCUGCUGGUCCAGGCCUGCUGUAUGAAGCUAACAUAGGAUGGGUAACAUCAAGUAACUUAGAGAGAUGAAACAGGAUGCUAACAUUGCAUGCUGGGAAAUGUAGUCACACACAGAAAGUUGUGUUGUGAUGUUUACUUUUUUCCACUGUAAUAAAUGCUUUUGUUUGCUUCUCUUUUUGUUUUAUCUAUCUGAAAUAGAUAAAUUAAUUAGCAGUGAUUGAUGAAGGACCAGGUUUACUAACAUGCCAAAUAUUGCUGUUUAUUCAAAGGCUGUGAUGAUGGAUAUUUUUACUAUCUUAACAUUUGGAAUACUUUUACUCAGCCUGCCUACAUGUGGGCAAUAAUUUAAAAAGAUUAUUAAGGUAAUGGUUAUGUUAUGUAAACUAAAUCAUCAUUCAUAGAGUUGGGAAUAUUAUAGCAAUCUGCAUUCUGGGUUGUUGUAUACUAUUUAGCUGUAGAUAUAGUAUUGCAGGAUUGGACAGCCAAGUGAAAGCGAGCCAGACUCUGGCAUUAAUUUUUAAUUACAUUUUUACAAAUAGAAUAAAAAAAAUGGAAUUUCCUACCUUGAUCCUGGAAAAUUUCAGUAGACGAUCUGGUGUGUCAACCCCAGGGUCUCUUUCGGGGAGCAAUUUGGUGAUGAUUUGUUUAAUAAUGCUUAUAAUAUAGCUGAUUGUCUUUACAGUGUUGAGAAUUAAAAUCUGUUUGGUCAAGGUCAUCUCAACACUUAAAUAUCUUUCUGGCAACCCCCCUCCUCUGAAAUGACUGACCUUGUCAGCAUCAGUGAUUUCAUGGAAGACUUCAGUCCAACAUACAUUUGCAUUGCUGAAUACCUGGAUUGCAGAUCUCAAGGACCAGGGUUGGGGGUAGGAACAACAUCUGGUUCCUUAACCAUACGCCCAACUAGAGCACAACGCAGGAAUCGAGAAGUAUAGCACUCUGAGUUUUGAUUUAGUGGGUGUAGAACUCCCUUGUGUCCUCCCUUUGAGGAGUUUGAAGUGUAACAAGUGUCAUGGCUGUCAAGGUUACUUCCCGUUCAGUCAUUCUGUAUCUGGUUUAGCUGUCGUCUUUGUUUGAUGUGGAGUGUGCAGUUCAUGCGGCUUUAGGAUAUGUGCUUAUUGAACAGCUGUGUUUCCCAGUUCCCGUGAACCCCCACUUCUUGAGAGAAUCCUCUCAUCUUCACGCAGACUUGAGCCAGGUUCAGGUCAUGGUGGAGGGUGGAGUUAACCUCGUUUUGUCUCACUCUUUUACUUUUUACCAGGGGCUACCCUUGGGUGCAGUAAGCUAGUUGGUAUGGGGCAAACCUAGUAAAACUAUGGUCUCCUAAGGCCCACAACUUGAGAAGGAAAAAGUUGGUCCAUUCUGUUACCCCAGCUCUAAGUAACAUCGUGGCCUGAGAAGCAGUACAAUAAAUUAAUUAAUCUGGACCUGGCCGCUGUGAAAAUGUGUGGCUUCAGCUCCAUGAAUGACUUUGUUAAAUUGAAUUACCUCUGUUAUCUAAUAUUUUUCCAGCACCUUUCGUCCACUCGGUCUCUGAGGAAGAGGCAUUUAGAAAAUGAGGGCCUUUGAUGGCUCUUAUCUGGCUAGCAGAUGGAACUCAGCUGAGGUAUUUGUUUUAAAUACUGUCAGCCACAGGGAGACUGCGUUCCCAAGCCCAAUAAGUAAAGCACAGUAUGAUCAAAUUUGUCCUGCACUGUUACCACAUUGCCAGGGGUUUGUGAUCCACCAUAAAGCUAAUGGUAGGUUUAAGAGGUGGUGCUUGCGUGGGGUAGGGGGUGUAAAUGGGGUUCAGAGUGGGCCCUUACAUACCUGAUUGUAAAGGUGCCGGAGGCUCUGCUCGACCGUUCAGCCGAUGCCGUGCGCCGUCACUAACACGCUCCAUAACGUCUUGUUGUGAACGCGUAGGAGCUGCUGCUAAACACUUUGGUUCUUAAUCGGCACCAGUGUUUGGUGCCUCUGUGCCGAUUCGUAAUUAAUAGAAACUGUAACAGCAGACUUUUCAAUGGCUCGCAGUUUUCAAUCUCAAUUUGCCAACUCCUAUUCGAAUUACCAUCCAACCGGCACCUUAACCGAGAUUUCAGUGAUUUAGCGUGUGUGCCACACUUGCCUGCACACGUAUGUACUUCUCCAAACUGAAAGUGUUGAGUACAGAGUUCCGAACCCUGCAUUUCAUUAAGUUAUUCAUGAUAAACAUGCAAGAUAAUGUGUGUUGUGGACUUUGAAAGGAAGCUAACAGAAAAAGUCAUAGAAGCUUUAAAUGGCAAGUGACAGCUUUCUUAUUCUUUAGCAAAUAAGUGAGGCAGCCUGAUGUAUUCUUCGCGUUUCAAAUUUUUAGUGAAUGCUUUUAGGAAACAAACGCUGUCCGUUAUAUUCUGAACUCCUUACAGGGCCAGUGUCCCCACUGCGGGAGUCUAGUGUUGUCAUGCAGGUGUGAGCUCUGUAGGUCAUUGGAGACCACACCUGGUGACAAAUCACAGCCUACUGUCUGGAAUAUUAAUUAUAAAGACCCAAAGGAUUUCAGUUCACUUUGGAAAGACACCCAAGCAACAUAAGGAAUGGAUUAAAGUGAACUACAAGCUGUGCACAAUUUUAUUUUUUAUUAUUUUAAUUUUAUUGAGUUUGACUUUAGCUUUUGUGAAAUACGUUACCCUCUCUACUUAGCAUGAACCUUUGAGAACCUUUAAAAUGAUAAAAACAGAAAACAUAAUGAAAACAUACCUAUAUACUGGAAAUAUGGUAAAGAAAUAUUGUAUUCUGUUGUAU
Molecule: messenger RNA, 5932 nt
Organism: Scleropages formosus (Asian bonytongue)
Lineage: Eukaryota; Metazoa; Chordata; Actinopteri; Osteoglossiformes; Osteoglossidae
Gene: ranbp10
Product: RAN binding protein 10
Exons: 15
Coding region: 359-2188 (609 amino acids)
Molecular function (GO): protein binding
Source: RefSeq, a predicted model, not a curated record